UUGACAGUGUGCAAAACAACUGCUCUACUGAUGGCUCUACGCAUUGUGCUUCUUUCUCAUCAUACAUGGCAUCGUCAUACAUAUCUGGUGUAUAUGAUUUCUCCAUAGUGAGGUACACAGUAAUGGGCUCCAGUGGGGAAAACCAAUAUCUUGAUGCAACCGUGCAUAAUGAGUCGACCCACUACACAGUCAGUUGCUCCCUUGGGAAGAAAAAGGCCGAUCUCUCAAAGAAGGACGAGCUUAACAAAAAGAAGUUUCCAGUUAAUUACUCUGGCAACAAUCCAGGCAGAGUAAAGCGAGUUGUGUCGUCUAAGCGGAAGACACGUCAUCUGAGGGUGGCUAGAAAGAAGCCGUCUGGCUCAGGCAAAGCACCUGAUGCAGCAAAUAAGGAAAGUAAAGUUCUUCAAGAGAUGUUCGAUAUAGACCAUCAGGAGUCGACAGCAAAUGUAAACAGUCACCACAAUACGGGAACGACUGGGUUUGAAGAUGCUGACUCCAUGAAACUUACUGAGCUUACAAGGGAUCACAGCACAGUAAGUGAAGUGCUCCUAGGAAGAAACCUGAGGCUCCAAGUGGCCUUAACACUGUGGCAGAGACAUUUUGGAGAGAUGCUAACAUACUUCUUCAGAAUCCAAGAUACUGGUGUCUUUGUCGACAUUCUCCCUCUAAUAACCAAAAGUAUGGAGGAAGACUCCUCCAGCAUUACUAUCGGCUGUUGUGUGGACUUGUUCCCCUUGGUCCAGAAUGUCCUCAUCAGUCCAUAUGAAGAAUAUGUCCUCGUUGCUUUAACAUGGAUCAAUUCCGUUUUGAAACGCUGGUGGGAAAAACUUAAAGGAAGUGGCUUCACUGGAUCGACUGAGCUUCCUUUAGAUAGAAAUUUCCAGGUCUUUAAUCAGCGGUUGUUGGACUUAUGGCAUCAGGAGCCUCAACUGAAGUUUUUGCUUGGAGCUGCUGGAGAAAUGGCAAAGGCCGUUGAGUCAUUCAUGUCUCAACUUACUUGACAUCCAGGAAGAGUGAAAUACAGCCAUCCUUUGAGGUUCUGACAAUGUUCAAUAUAAACUUGAUGGUGAAAAAAUAUUGUCUCGUAUAAAACUUAGCUCUAGUGGAUUUAUCAUUCUGUUAUCUGAGUUAUGCCCAUCAAGUACAUUUUGCAGUGUUUGUUUUGCUGUGUUGCCUUAUUGGAGUGUGCAUUAAAGGUUUAUGUACUUCCUUAGUUGGGGACAGAAGAACUGAUUAUUUAUUUUGGACGUCUGAGCUGAGCUCCUUGUUAUUAUUAGCUUCUGAACCUUUAUGGGUCAAUUUCAGCCGGACUUCAGCCUCAUUGCCUCUUGAGGAGCUUAGAGUUAGACAGAGAGAGAUUCC
This is a messenger RNA of Nerophis ophidion (straightnose pipefish), 1362 nucleotides long. Its product is annotated as KATNB1-like protein 1. The coding region runs from base 66 to 1001 and encodes 311 amino acids. The record is from RefSeq and is a predicted model, not a curated record. The transcript has 10 exons. NCBI's taxonomy places the organism in Eukaryota, Metazoa, Chordata, Actinopteri, Syngnathiformes, Syngnathidae. Gene Ontology annotation, cellular component: nucleolus. Gene Ontology annotation, molecular function: microtubule binding.